CCAGACUUCUAGAAGUUCUAUAGUGUGAGUAAGGUUUAGUGGAUCGGCAGCCGAUCGUGUGCGUUGCAGAAACGCAGGAAAUAGAACCUGAGUUACAGAACCACGUUGACAAGUAGUUUCUGUUUCGGUAGAACAAGUACGAAGAGCAUCUGUAGUUGUACUACUAAAAGAACACCAGCAGCAGUUGCAGUCCUCUCGCAGUGCUUCACUCACGAUCGCAUAGCUGCCCUGGAAGAGAACACUCGCAGAGCAGAAAGCUUCGUAUAGAUGCUAUUGCACUCGCCAACGAGCAGCAAGCCUACCGCAGAGUACUCAGGGUCCGCAUCGGGUGGGUCUGACAAAGUGGAACUGAUGUCCGUCGUGGACUCGCAGUCUUCCGGGAAUGAAGACGGGAACAGCAACAGUGGUACGGGAGCAUCCACCAAGCUGGACAAAAACCAAAUAAAAAACGCGAACAAGAAGGCCACGAAGGCUGCGGCGCAAAUGGCAGCACAGCAGGGCUGUAAGUAUGCACGGCAAAUAUGUCUGGGUCUGGACGAUUUGUUAUGCGGGAUCUCAAUGAUAGGCUUAAAGCAUAAGACGACCUGCACCUGUGACGGAUCCCAAUCCGUCUGUCAUGCUGGAAGCCACUUGUUCCUCAUGCGGAAAAACACGGAAGAACUCGCAAUAAAAACACCCGAAAAUAAGGAAUUUGUGAUCAUGCGUAGUUCAUGCCGUAAAGACAAGUGCGGCUUUGUCAUGCAAGAUGCAGCAUCAGAAGUCGCAUGCCUUUGUCCAGACACAGACACACUUCUUUCCUUUCAUACUACGUGCACCUUGACAAAUUGCGUCACCAAGCUGGUCGCUUUUUCCACCCGGGCGACGUGUUCGAGCAUCUUUUUUCCCUUCGUCUACUUUCCCAUCCUGUUCGCCUUAUCUCUGCACGUACUGUGGUUUGCGUACGACGUGAGGCUGUUUAUGAACUGCAAAAGCAUCGUACUAGUAUAAAUUGCAUUACAAAUUAACUUAGCAUUACAAAUUCAAUUUGUAAUGCGGAUUUGUUUUGACAAAAAAGAUUUGUAAUGCAUAGACGCAAUACUACGAUACUUUUGCAAUGCAUACUGUUCGCGAUUCGGCAAUACGGGUAUGUUAUCCACGAAUUUGACCCGUGGUUUAAUUUAUGGAUUGCAAAAAUAUCUUGGGCUGAAAAGUUGGAACUUGUGAUGCUGCAUUUGGAUUCUAAAAAAAUCUGUAUUGCGUGAGCAGCAAGGAGAGUCCAAUGUUUGCUACACGGAAAUAAGGGCAUUUCUCAUGCGGUAUAGGCAUCAGCAGGCCCUCACAAAAUCUGUGACGCUGUGGCAUGCAUCACAGACAGCAGGAGUCAUGCAAAAUGUGCAUGACAUCCUUCCAGACCCAGACAUAUUUGCAUUUGAUAUAAUUACCGUGCGACCGAGCACUUGGAAUUAGAGCUCCGAGCGAGCUACAAGCAGCUGGUAGCGGAAAAGAAGACCAACGGAACCGCCGCUGCCGCUGCGGCGGGAGCAGAGGCAGCGAAGGCAGGUAAAGAAGUUUUGACAUUAGGGUCGUUUGAGUUUGUAAAUGUUAUACACUGGUGUAGCUUAAGCAGCAGCAGUUGUGCAGAAUGAGGUGGUUUCUGAGCACAUCUUCGUGAAAGCAGCUACGUGUAGAACUAGAAGCUGACACCCCGGGACCAGUGGGAACAUGUGAUAUGAAAAAAAUGUUGAAUACACCGAAACUACAGAUGACUCGCAAGCCGGGCGCAACCAUUUUCUGGACGCUCAGGUGGUCGAUUUGGCUUCGGAUGACAUGUCUGCGGACGAGGAAGAAGCCGCGAAAAAAUCGUCAAACACGCUUUUAUCCGUCAUCAACCCGUAUCUACAGGAUACGUUUGCCUGGCGAUUGACGCGGAAGUACUUUGAUCUCAACGUCUGGCGCCAUGCGGUGGUGGAGCGGUAAGAGGAAGGAUUUUUUUGGAAAAUAGGCUGAUCUGUUUUUAUUUGUGGAAGAGCUGAUGAUGAUGAAUUUGAAUUGGUGAUGAGGCAUUUUUGAAACACUUCUGACAGAACUAUGGCAAGAACAAACAUUCGCCUAGGCCAGCUCCUGGUAGGUCGGUGCAAAAGUAGUAAGUAGACAUCUUGUUGCACCACAUCACAAAAUCGAAUUUCCUACCAGGUUCUUCAAGUGGUUCGACCACAUGGUGUGGUUUCCCCUUGGCCGCCCCGUCGGCACCACCAUCUACCCGGGGAUUAUCACAGGAAAAAAGUGUUUACUACAGUAUACACAUUUGUUGGAGUUUCUGCAUCACAAAGUUGCUCGACAUGGCUAAGAAAACCUGUGAUGCGCAGACUAUAAGGGAAAACACCAAUGAAAUGAGGCUGGCAAGCAUUUCCUGCAUGACAGAGGUUGUCUGUCUUGCUUGUCUCCCAUCAGAGUGUGUAACUGUAACACUUUUUUCUCACGAUAGGGAUGCAGCUAACCGCCGUCGCGAUGUACCGCACCUUGUAUGAAACGCAAAAGCAUGAGCAUCGUAUUAGUGGUAAUCGCAUUACAAAUUCGCUCAGCAUUACAAAGGGAAUUUCUCAUGCUGAUUUACCUCAAGAAAAAGAUUUGUGAUGCAGCUGCAUGACUGCAAAUGCAAUUACUUACGAGUGCGAUACUUUUGCACUGCAUACCUUGAAAGUGACGUCGAAAGUCGGCAAGCAACAGAGCGAGUAUCAAAUGUAAAAAUGUCUGGGUCUGGAAGGAUGUAACUUGUGAUGCGCAUUUCAGAACACACAAAAAUCUCUGAUGCAUAGGCAGCAAAGGCUGCUCACUUUCUGUCACCAAAAUGGGGGAUUUGUCAUGCGGAUUCGGCAUUGCGGAAGCCGAAGCUUCUCGAAACCUGUGAUGCUAGAGCUUCCAUGCCAGACCUUCUGUGUCAUGCAGAAACAGCAUGACUCUUCCAGACCCAGACAUUUUUACAUUUGAUAGCGAGCAGGUAAUUACGAAACUGCUCUCCGACGCUGAAGCGAGUAGUAAUUCCACAGCUCCUGCGGCUAUCAAAUGCAAAUAUGUCUGGGUCUGGAAACUUGUGAUGCUAGAAUGUGGAUGAUCGAAACAGUUCCAAACGCAACCUAGCAUGACAACUUUCCAGAACGCUUUCUCAUAAGCAAUCCGCAUGAGAAGCUCCGCGCUUGCAUGUGCAAAAGACGCUGCGACUUUUGUUGAUUAUGCAAUACAGAUUUCCUAGGUAUGGAAAGCUAGCAUUACAAGUUCCAACCUUCCAGACCCAGAGCCAGACGCGUUUGCAAUGCAUAACGGCCACGGGCGCGAAUGGCGAGCUGCUUGCAACAGCAGACGCGGAAGUAGAGCCGGAGCUGGAUCUGGUAUCCCGUUUCGUCAAAAACAUCCUCUACUCGUGCCGCACGGUGAAGGGCAAGCCGCGCAACUGCAUCUUGCGGUACCAAAAAAUCUUCAAGCGCGUCUACGCCUCCACGUCGCCUUUGUGGGGCGAGACCGCUGGGGAAAAGUCGAAAAAGGGAAAGGGGAAGGGACAGAAGACGGAACCGCAGACCGCGGAUCUGCAGUGGCGCCCGGACCGCUUGUUCGGGUGGGCGGUGGAACAGACCGUCGUAUCCUCUGUAAAAGUAUCGUACUCGUAUAAAUGCAAGUCUUGCAUUACGAAUCUUUUUCUUAAGGUAAAUCCGCAAUACAGAUUUUAUCUCUCAUGCUAAGGAAAUUUGUAAUGCAUUUAUACGAGUACGAUACUUUUGCAGUUCAUACGUCGGGGUGUCCAACGAUACCGUCGUCGCCUAUUUGGACGCAGGCUACACGGUUUUGGAGUCGGCGGUGUAUCCGAUUUUUUCCGCAGUCCUCGGCUCGUCUGAGAGCAGCUCUUCCGAUAAGAAAGCUGCAGCGACACUGUAUUUCAACAGGUUUCUCCAGUCCGCGUUUUUGGAACAGCUCGCCACCAAAUUUCUCGGAUUCUCGAACAAAUCGUGGAAGGAGUACACGAAGCAGGCCCAAAAGGAGUACAAGAAAGCAUACCAGACGAUCAGCAAGUCGGUCUCCACGAAUUUCGCUUACCUCGUGUACGAAGCUAUCCAGGAAAAAAACUGUGUAACUGUAACUUUGUAAUGCAGAAUAUGCAACAGUAGAGUUACGCCUGUCAUGCCAGACAACCACGAAGUCCUCUUUUCAUGUGUGUUUUCCCUUACAAGCGACGCAUGACGAUGACAGGUUUUCGCUGUCAUGUAGAGCACAUUUGUGAUGUUGUCAGCCAAGGAGAGCUACACUAACACAGUUUUUUUCUUGGAUAGAAGCCCCGCAGCGGUUACUCGCCACCUUCACCUACAACUGGACGCUGACGCAGGUCGCGUGCCAUCUGCCUGCGUUUUUUGGGUCGAUCGCAACUCUGUUCGUCGGCCUGCUGGCCGCAGAGGCCGUCGCACAGCCGGUCGCGCACUACGACUACUUUCGGUUCAUCAGCAAAGCGGCCACUUAUGAAUUGCAAAUAUGUCUGGGUCUGGAAGAUUCUGAGACUUGUCAUGCACGUCUUGCGUGAGCCAUGAGCUCUGGAGUGCACGACCUGGCAUGACAGAUUCUUUGAAGUUCCUGCCAUGCCUUUCCUGCAUGAGAAACUCCCUCUCAAUUUGGUCAAAAGCGGACAGCUUUUGGUACUCACGAAACACAGAUUUUUGCAUCAUUCUGAUUUAGCAUGACAAGUUUUAAUCUUCCAGACCCAGACUGACACAUUUGCACUCGAUACCACUGCGCUGUCCGCCAUGUUCUUCAUGUCGGUGAUUCCAGCGCACGCGCAGCGGUCCGUCGGCGGCGGCUUUGACAACGAGUGCAUUGCUACGACAGGACACAACUCCCCCUUCCCCUCAUUUGUCAUGCAAAACCGCAAAUCCAGUCGCUUCCUUGUGGCACUGUUUGCAUGAUAAAUUCCGGAAGCCCAAACAGUACUACAUUAGGCACACAAACUUGUCAUGCAGAGGCUCCACUUGUGGUGGUGUUUGUAUUGCUCGUCAUGCUAUAAAUACAGAUGAGGGGGAGGGGGAGUUGUGCACUCUCAUAAUUGCCAUCGCCCCCAUGGUGGCCUGCGGCUUCUUCUGGUGCCUGGCGCUCCGGAACAUCGAGACCCCAACCAAGGUCAACACCUACUCUGCCUUCGUGCAACGCUUGCUCUCCGCUUUCCUCGCCGGCUGCAGUCACGCCUUCAUGGCCGCUGGGUGGGGCGGGUACGUCUUCCUGAUCAACCUGGUGGGCAUGCACGCGGCUCUGUUGUUUUUGCUGGAGCGCAUCCGCAUGUACGGGACCAGCUGCUUGCAGAACUCGGACACGCAACUCCCGACCAACGGCACCUGGAAGGCACUGUACGAGGCCUACACGCUCUUCUUCAUUGUCGCCUACCCUGCGUAAAAACGACGUCCCGAACUACCCAAAGUUGUCAAGAUGGAAAGUUAGCAACACAAAUCAACAAGGUUUGGCUGUUGCGCAUGACAAGGUCUUUGGGAUGAUCGCAGUUUAAAAAUCCUGUGUAGCUAGUGCAGCCGCACGAGAAAUCGACAAGCUCAUCCUGAUUCUAGCAUGACAAACUCCCGAGGAUGAGGAUUAGAAAACGCCUAUCAUGUGGCUGCGCAUGACAAACGUUUUAGGCAUGCAGAUUUGCAUAAGUAACAACUCUAGAGUCGUGGCGAAGUUUUUGCACGGGAUAUCGCCACCUACGGUGCCAUGCUCACCCCGGUGGUCCACUGGGCGCCCUUGUGUAGUUUGGAACAGGUGUUGCCUUUAGCGGUGUUUGUGUUGUUCCAACUAGUGAAGUUCUUCGACAGCUCCUUGAUGCAGAACGUGCUUUUGCCCCUAUUGACGUAUGAGAGUGCACAACGAACUCCCCCACCUCCCUUCAUUUGUAUUGCAUGAACAGCAAUACGAACACCAGCACACGUGGAGCCUGUGCAUGACAGAUUCAUGCAGUUCUAGUGUAGUGCUGUUAUUUGGGCUCCUUCCGGAAUCUAUCAUGCAGACAGUGCCACAGGGAAGAAGCACUUGCAUUUGGGGUUUGCAUGACAAACGAGUGGGACGAGAUGGAGUUGUUGUGCACUCUCAUACAACGGAGAAGUUCAGCAAGAACCUCGCGAGGUUUUUCAGCAAGAAGAAUGUCAUCCGCGCGAUGAGCACGAACGUCGUCCUCCUCGGCAUCGUUGCGGUUGCGCUGAUCAGUUACGACAUUGAGAACUCGGUGCUGUUGAAGAUUUUGGAGAAGUUCAUGGACCCCCUGUCCGGGCGGGUCAAAGCGUUGUUCGGCGCGCACGCCACGAAAACCGGAAACCCUUUGAUUGAUUCCGUGUCCGAGCACCAACCGGGCAACCCGGCGGCUUUGUGGCGCAUGCUGGACCGCACCAUGUACCUGGCCCCGGUCGGGGUGGGCUUUCUUCUCUUCGACGUCGUGUGCCUCAUGUUCAGCUACCUUUUCGCCGCCUUGGCCAGGAAUGGGAGAAAACCCACGGUGCUGGCAAAUUGGUUGGAUAGGAAAGUGAAACAACUCAAAAGUGGCAGCUUCACAUCUGUCGAGAAGUCCUCUUCAAGUUGUGAGCCACCGGCGGCGGCGGUGCCGAGUACGCUGAAGGCCUACACCGACUCUCUGUUCGGCUUGUCUGAGCAAACUCCCGUGGCCAUAUCACGGGAAAAAAGUGAAAGUGUUACAGUUACACAUUGGUUGUAAUUUCAGCAUCACAAAGUUGCUCUGCAUGGCAAAAAAGCCUUGUAAUGCGCAGACUAUACGAGAAAACACGAAGGAAAUAAGGCUGGGAAGCAUUUCCUGCAUGACAGAGGUUGUUUGUCUUGCUGGUCUUGCAUCAGAGUGUGCACCUGUAACACUUUUUUCUCGCGAUAGGCCACCGCGGGUCUCUACUGCAUGAUUUUUGGGAUCGCUACCUACGCGUUCGCGUUGAAGAUGGCACGGUAUGAGAGUGCACAACUCGUCCCCCUCCCCGUCAUUCGUAAUGCAUGAACAGCAAUACAAACACCAGCACACGUGGAGCCUGCGCAUGACAAAUUCUAGUUCAUUCGCCUAGUGUAAUACUGUUUGGACAACUUCCGGAACCUGUCAUGCAAACAGUGCCAAAGAGAAGCACUUGGAUUUGGAGUUUUGCAUGACAAAUGAGGGGGAGCAGGGGGAGUUGUGCACUUUCAUACGCGGCUCAUGAUCUUUCUCGGCCCCACCGCACCGCUCUUGUCCGCCAUCGCAGUCGUAUGAACUGCAAAAGUGUCUGGGUCUGGAAACUUGUGAUGCUGUUUCGCGAGUCGUGUGCUGGACGCCUUCAUUGACAGCCAAGCAUGACAAGUUUUGGAGUUGCUGAAGUGUUGCCUAUCUGCAUGACAAACUGCGUUUCUGCAUGACGCGCGCAUGACAGACUUGAGAGCCAUGCUAGCUGUGCAUGACAAACCCUGCAUUCUUCCAGACCCAGACAUAUUUGCAUUUGAUAAGUCGGGCGCGUUUGCCAGUGGAUUCUCGCCCCGUUUCGCUACUUGACGGUGAAGGAACACCUGUAUGAGAGUGCACAACUCCCGCUCCCCCUCAUGAUUCGUAAUGCAAUACUUCUCCCAAAUCUUCCAGUUGCUCUUGCUGCCUUGUGGCCCUGUCUGCAAUACAAAUUCUGGAAGUCCGAGCAGUACUACACCCAGCGCAUGAGAAAUUUGUAAAUGCGCAGCGUCCACCACAUGUAUUUGUGUUUGUGUUGCUGUUCAUUCCAUGCAAAAAUAAGGGGAAAGGGAAUUGUGUAGUUUCAUAACCUGCUCGGCUACGACAAGAAGGCGGCGACCAUUUUCGCUAACAGCACCGGCGUAUGCAUUGCAAAUAUACCUGGGUCUGGAAGGUUGCAAGUUGUGAUGCUGUCUCUGGAUUCUAAAAAGAUCUGUUUUGCAUGACCAGCAAGAGGAGUCCAAUUUGUGCCUUGUGGGAUCGACAUUUCUCAUGCAGGAUAGGCAUCACAAAGGACUCAGAAAAUCUGUGAUGCUAUGACACACAUCAGAGAGGACAUCAUGAGUCAUGUAAAGUGUGCAUCACAAACGUUGCACUUUUACAGACUCAGACGUAUUUGCAGGCGAUACGGCGCCUUUUACCGAGCGGAGCCGAACUCUUCCUUGGCGAUCGAAGAUAGCUCGAGAGAGGACGUCGAUAAGGCCGCGAAAACCCCGCCGCCAGUUGCGAAGAAGGACAGAAACGAGACCCCACUGAAGGGAAAGAAGGAGGGUGCUGCAGCUUCCUCUUCUAGCACUGGUGGCACAACGACUAGUAUCCAUCGGAACUCUAGUACAAUACCUCACAGGACGAGGACGUGGAAGGACCACAUGAGAAAACUUUUGCCCAACCGCAUCUAGCAUCACAAGUUUCGACGUGUCCAUUGAUUCAUCAAGUUCGCAAAUUUUUUUGUGAUGCAUCUACUCCUACAUCUACUUGCCUACUUCUUGUACGUCUACUUCUACGGAGGUAAAUUUGUAUUGCAUAACGACGAAGCUGGGUCCUCUCUCCACGAUCAGCAGAACAGGGGCCUCUAGUAGCAGUCCCUCCUCCUCGUCCGCGAAGAGACUACCAUUUCAAGCGGCAAUAUCAAAGAAAAAAAGUUCGUCACGAUCACUCAUGCGCAUUCUUGCAAUAGAAAAUUGUUUCUCAUGCUUAAAAAUGCAUCACAGCCAAACUUCAUUAGGGAUUUCCCUAGUGUUUCUGCAAUACAAGGAAAGUUUGUGAUGCUGAGAAAAUUUGUAAUGCAAAGCCUGCAAGUUAGUGACUGUGACGAACUUUUUUCUCUCCAUAGGCAACGCUUUCGCUCCUCUCGGUACGGGCACUGGUCACGAUUCUGAUGGUGUUCCGCUACGGGUUAUCAACUGUAAAAAUGUCUGGGUCUGGAAGAAUCCAACUUGUCAUGCUGAUUUUGGAUUCUAAAAAAAUCUGUAUUGCAUGAGCAGCAAAGAGAGUCCAAGUUUCGCUAGUACACGGAAAGAGCAUUUGUCAUGCGGUAUAGGCAUCAGCAGGAAGCCCUCACAAAAUCUGUGAUGUUGCUAGGGCAUGCAUCACAGACAUCAGGAGUCAUGCAAAAUGUGCAUGACAAACCUGGCAAUCUUCCAGACCCAGACAUUUUUACAUUUGACACGGGUUCCCGAGUCACAUGGAGCAUUUUUUAUGAGAGUGGUCACCUCCGCCCCCCUCCCCCUCGUUUGUCAUGCAAAAACCCCAAUUCCAGUCGCUGCCCUGUGCCACUUUUUGCAUAGCAAAUUAUUCCGGAAGGGGAAGCCGAAGCAGCACUAUCAUUAUCCUGUGAGCUGCAGUAGAAUUUGUCAUGCCAAAGCUGCAUUUCCGCCGGCGCUUGUGUUGCUGUUUCUACCAUGAUGUGAAUGAGGGGGAGGAGGAGGAGUUGUCCACUUUCACAUUUCCUCGGUGCAGGCUACAACAUGAUCCAGUACGGGUUGUCCCACCCACAGAUCUAUCCUGUGCAAAAGUAUCGUACUCGUACUAAUCGCAUUUAUGCAUUACAAAUUUUUUUGUCAAGUCAAAUCCGCAUUACAGAUUCCAUUUGUCAUGCUGGCCGAAUUUGUGAUGCGAUUUCUACUAGUACGAUGCUUUUGCAAUGCAUAAGAUCGUCUCGACACUGCAGGACGGCACGCUGAAGGACGAUUACCGAGAGGCAUACCUGUGGAUCCGAGACAAUACCAAGGAGGACGCAAGGAUCUUGUCGUGGUAAUUGAUGAACAUUGAUUUUUGAAUACAAAUCAAUUGCAAGGAAGUGCGUGAAUCUGUCAUGCACGAUUGACAAAAAGGUAUCUGUUCUUUUUCGAUGCCGCGCAUGACAAAAAUUCUUGGUGAAAAAAUCGUUCUCAGGUGGGACUACGGGUACCAGCUGGCCGGUAUCUCCAAGCGUGUCACAGUCGCCGAUGGCAACACGUGGAACCACGAGCACCUCGCUUUUUAUGCAUUGCAAAUAUGUCUGGGUCUGGACCUGGAAGAGUGUCAACUGGUGAUGCACAAUCAUCUGGAUCACUGAAAAAGUUGUGUUGCAUGAGCACCAAAAGCUGCGUCGCAAGUGGGGAAUUUAUCAUGCGGAACAGGCAUGAUCAAGAGCAAGAGGCCGGUGCAAAUCUUGUAGAUGCUGACGCGUGCAGAAUUAGAGGCCACCUGUGCGAUCCAGAAAUAAAUGCAUGACAAACAUUUCGUAACCUUCCACAGCCAGUAGACCACAUAUUUGCAGUGGAUACGUCUCUGGGAAUGACCAUCACCUCCCCCGUCGAGGAGUCUCACAUUAUCAUGCGGCACUGGGCGGACUACGUGUUGGUUUGGUGUGAUGACGAUCUCUCAAAAGCCACCCACAUGGCUCGCAUCGCAAACUCGGUCUACAAGGGGCACUGCUACGACAAGAUGUGCUGGCAAUUCGGGUGGGAGGGCCACGGGCAGCCCUCGAAAAUGAUGGCCAAUUCCUUCGUGUACCACGCUACCACCGGGUACCGCGACGGCGAUCCGGAGUUCGCGGGGCGGUACAAAAUCGUGUUUCAGUCCAAGCACGCCGCGGUCCGGAUUUUCAAAAUCGCCAAGGCCAGCCAGAUAUGCUGUGCAAAAGUAUCGUACUGUUCGUUGUAGUCGCAAUUAUGCCUGACAUGUUAAGGUAAAUCCGCAUUACAAAUUCAAUGCUGAGCCAAUUUGUGUUGCGAUUUAUAGUUAUACUAGUACGAAGAUACUUUUGCAAUGCAUACCAGAAAUCGAAGCGGCUAGGUUUCGACCCGAAGAUAUCAUUUGUAAAAACGUCCCCACACCAUAGUCAAGAUGGGGAUUUUGCAACACAAACCUAGACCUUUUGGGAGUCACGCAUGACAAGUUGCAGACUGUAGUGUAGUGCAGCUUAGCAAGGGACGCCGCAUAACAAAUCCGUCUCCUUAUCCUGUUUACAGCAUUACAAGUUCCAAAACACGAUGGGCAAUGUCUCUCAUGGGGAUGCGCAUUACAAAUGCUCUUGCGCUUGCAAAUCUGCAUGACAACUCUGGUGUGGGUACGUUUUUACAUAGGAUAGAAGAGGUGGCAGUGCGACUCGGAGGGCUCCUGGUAUUGUCCGGGGGACUACGCGUAUGCAAGAAAAAAACUGUGUAAGUGUAAAUCUGUGAUGCAGAAAAUGCCAAACAGUUACACUUGUCAUGCUCGCCAUGCAUGGCCGGCUCGCUUCCUAUGUGCUUUCCCUUUGUAUCUGCGCAUAACAAGUUUGUCCUGUCAUGGGAGACAAACUUGUGAUGCUGUUUUCCCAAAAGACUUACACUAACACAGUUUUGUUCCUGGAUAACGCGGGGCAGCUCGCGAAAUUGCGGGAAAUCGGGUUUUAUGCCAUGCAAGAGUCGUACUAUGUAUCGUAGCACUCGUUGGGAAAAUUGGACGUGUUUAUAUAGCAAACUGAAACUCAAACUUUUGCGGAUGAAGCAAAAAUGGCACUUCCAUGGAACUUGCCCUGGAGAUGAGCCAGAUUGAUAGCAGGACAACAAAAACAAAUUUUGAUGUGAUGCACCAUGGUUCUUGUUGCAAUUAAAUACUUACAUACUACGAGCAGUGCGACAUACAACUUUUGCAGUGGACAAAUAUCACGGAUUUGGCUGGACCAUCACGGGCGCCAAAGCGGAGGAAUCGAAGAAGUUUACCGUGACGACCACAACCACGGUGGCCGGGCAGAAAGACGAGGACGAAGAGGAUGAUGAAGACGCCAAGGGCAAGGGCAAGGGUGCCGAAGUAAAAAAGAAACUGAAGGAGGAAUUGGGACGGUAUAAUUUUACGUUAUUGAUGCGAACGGGAAUCUCAUGAAACGGAAACGAACAUCGACACGAGCACGUUGCUUGUUCGGACGCAUGACAGAUUGCGCGGCAUUCUUUACAGCUUGGAGGAUAAGUACGCAAUACACUUUUCUUUCUCGUGAUUCAUCCAUCAGGUAUUUCUCGCUCUAUCACGACCGUGUCUCCGGGAACCUCGCGCUCGGGCCCCAACCCAACGGCAAGCUCCUGCCCGGAGGCUCUUACCUGACGACCUCUGACGGCUGCAAGCUGGUCGAGGGCCGGGGCGACGGAAAAACGGAGCUGCAGAAGAUGCUCGGGAUCAAGAAGACCCUCCUCGUCUGCACGCACUGCGAGUCUCGACCCGGACACUUGCCCAGGCAGUCGAAUUUGGAACUCAGUGGCUGCCCGUUGCUGUUGGUACUAUGAUUUUUGUGACGACGAGUUGAUAUAGGUGGAGCAGCUAAGGGGUGAAGAGAAGUUUUUCUUUGAUGUGCACUGUAGUUCGUAUUCUAUUUGAGUACAACAGAGAUAGAGAACCAGUAUUAGUAGCAUGACAAAAAAAAAUGUGCAUGCCCGCGAUCUAUUUUCAUCCUCUUCCUUAGCGGGUUCAAAUUUAAAAAAAAAAAAUACAGGACGCCGUGAAAAUUGCAAAGAAGCAGGGUGUGGACGUAAAAGACAAAGAGUGGAUUAAAACCACCCUGAAAACUUUAGAAGUGGACAACAUUGCGGGCCAGCUGCGCUGCCGAGCCAGACCACAUGGAGCUGGUAACUUUUGAGCGUUGUUCCGAUACAGUUACAGAGAUCAAAGUGGUGGCUUCUUCCCAAAAAUAUCUUGAUCAGUUAUUCAUCGGAAUUCGCUAGAUAUAGAGUUUUCACUCAGAACGGAAGUCCCUCUGAGCGGCACUGGUAGUACGUGUGGAUCAAUCAUGAUGAAAGAUCAAUCUGAAUUUUUUGUCCAGGUAUCCCGCCUGGCGGCUACCAAGGGUCGUGUGUCACUUGCACCCUGAAGAACAGCCAGAAAGACUUGCACUGCGAGGAGUGCGCGAAAUCUGAUGGGACCAGGUCGUCAUAUGGAAGCGUCAGGAUCGAAGUCGAUAAAGUCGAAAUAAUCUGUAAUGCACGAAAUGCAAGGCACGAAAUGAAGCCUUGCAGGGACUGCAAGUGAGGCCGAUUGCAAGCCUCCUUGGGGUCGUUUGGGAUACAGCUGCUAAAGUAGCAUGACAAAGGAUGCCGUCUUUCGCUAAACAGCAUGACAAACUGGAUUUCGAUGACGCCGAAAUUUGUCAUGCGCCGCUUGGAAAGUGGGCUUCCUACUGGUAUCAAUUUUGGGCAUCACAAAUUUUUUGAUCUUGUCGCUUUCGAUUCUGACCUUUCCAUACGUCAAAUGUGAAAUUUACCGACAUCUGGAACAAGUGCCAGGGCAGCGAUAUGAAGUGCAAAAGUAUCGUGCUAGCAGUAAUUGCAUUACAAAUUAUUAGCUCAGCAUUUACAGUCAAAUUGAAUUUGUACUAAUGCUGAUUUCCCUUGAGAAAGAUAACUGCUCAUGCAUGAGUGCGAUUAGUACGAGUGCGAUACUUUUGCACAGGAUAAACAACAAGGAGCUGCAAAACCACGACGGAAAGAUAGUGUGCGGGAGCAAGCUAUGCAAUACAAAUCUACCACCGUACUACAUUUGUAAAGCACGUACAAACUGCACGAGGUGAUGAAAUUGUCCAGAUCUAGUAGAAGCGGAGGGAGUAGAUGAUCAUGAUGGCCAGCCCUCUUGCAUCAACAAGAAUGAUGCGAAAAUGAAAUACAGAACGAGGCCCAGCUCGCAGUAGAGAUUAUUUAGGAGAAUUAGCAUGAUGCAAGAACUGAAUGCAGUUUGAUGUACCUACUCCGUGUAGUUCGGUCGUGAGUUGUUUCUUCCUGUGGAUAAUCGCGGGAAUCGGCGCGAAGGCGUGGCACUCUGAACCGUAUGGCGGACGGACCGGGAGAGUGGAGUAAUAUGCUAGGGGAAACCCUGGAAAGCAUGGGGAAAUACUAGAUGAUAAUGAAGAAAAAAGCAGACAUACAGAAAAGAAACGUAAAUGUAUAUCAAAGACGGAGGAGAUAGUACAGGUACGUAGUCCCAGCGGUUUUACGCCGUGGUAUCCGAGUCAUUUGUUAGAGAUAUUUUUUUUUUACCACUACUAGUAACGACCAAUGACGUCACAAGCAAAUUAAUUUUUUCUAGAAAGAAUGCACAAAAUAAAUGAUCGACCGGGAGCACGUUAUGACAGAAGUUUCAACCACCUGUCGACCGCACAAGGGUCGCUUUGUCGUUUAGAUUUACUGUACUCCCAGGGAACAAGACAAAAACGAACUCCGACCACUUCACUAUUGAUAUUUUCCCUGAUGAACCAAUGCUGGAAUAAUGUAUGUGCGGUACUACGAGCAGGUAGUCUUUGUUGAGACAAAAAUGCCAACAUAGAAGUUUCACAAUCACCACGACAGUCGGAGCACGCUGCGUGCAACUAAAUGCAUCGGAGCACGCUGCGUGCAACUAAAUGCAGCUAGAAGUAGAAGACGAAGAGGUCCUCGGCGCAGCAGCCUCUCGAGAGGAAAGCUGCCUCCACGACCUGGUCGUGCGACCAUUUUUAUCUUGUGCAAGAAGUACUACGCCAAUUCCGGCGGAGGUACUUACUACGUACUGCAUGGGCCGCUCGUCGUGGUACCGGCACAAGCAGAACACUUUUACGAACUAUUUCAAAUUGAUAUGGUGAUUUCUUUUUCUUUUUCUCGUCAAACAACUACCACUGCAGGAGGUGCAUCCCUACGGCCUGGUUUUGGGGUCGAAAAUGUCUUUUCAUUGCCACUUUUUUUUCAACGAGUACAAACAUUAUACACCAAUUUGUUCACAUCUAGUUUUUGCGACUUCGAAGAAAAUAUGUGAAAAUAAACAGCUGACAAUGACAUCGGAUUCCGAUUCAGAUAUGGCAUUUUUUGUAGGACAUUUUGUUUUUGUACGUAUCCAUGAGACACCUGUUUGGAGAUUUUCGGAAGCUUUUUCAGCGGAAAAAGUAAACUAUGUUUGUUGUGGAACAUCAUGGUGAUGGUGUGCUGCUGCCAGAGGAUCGAUCUAUAUCUUGACGAAAACACGAUGAUAUGGCGCCGUUGAUGCUGCAGACAGCACGGCGGUGGUCAUAAUAGUUUAAGCGGCUACAUG
Messenger RNA from Amoebophrya sp. A120, 14968 nucleotides. Lineage: Eukaryota; Dinophyceae; Syndiniales; Amoebophryaceae. The record is from the annotation of a GenBank genome assembly.